AUGGCUUUCUUUCCUCUACUCCUGGUGGGCAUACUGCUUUCUGCUCUCCAGGCCACACAAGUAACAAAAUAUGAACUAUGCCAGAUGCUGAAAGAGCUGGAUGGCUAUCGAUCCAUCACUUUGUCAGAAUGGAUCUGUAUCAUAUUUCAUAUGAGUGGUUGUGAUACACAAACCAUAAUUAAUUACAAUGGCAGCACAACAUACGGACUCUUCCAGAUCAGCAAUAAAUUUUGGUGCAGGGACGACCAGUUCCCUCAGUCAUGGGACAUCUGUGACAUCGCCUGUGACAACUUCCUGAAUGAUGACUUAUCUGAUGACAUACAGUGUGUCAAGAAGAUUCUGGACAGUGAAGGGAUUGGCUACUGGCCAGCCUAUAAACCUCUCUGCUCUGACAACUUGGAACAGUGGCUCUGCAAGUCAUGA
Echinops telfairi (small Madagascar hedgehog) is the source of this 423-nucleotide messenger RNA. It is a transcript of the gene LALBA, whose product is annotated as lactalbumin alpha. Gene Ontology annotation, molecular function: calcium ion binding; lactose synthase activity. Bases 1 to 423 code for a protein of 140 amino acids. Gene Ontology annotation, biological process: lactose biosynthetic process. The record is from RefSeq and is a predicted model, not a curated record. The transcript has 4 exons. Lineage: Eukaryota; Metazoa; Chordata; Mammalia; Afrosoricida; Tenrecidae.